Molecule: messenger RNA, 462 nt
Organism: Misgurnus anguillicaudatus (oriental weatherfish)
Lineage: Eukaryota; Metazoa; Chordata; Actinopteri; Cypriniformes; Cobitidae
Source: RefSeq, a predicted model, not a curated record
GAAAAAUUAUUGUUUGUUUGUUUGUUUUCCAAAACACAUAAAAGCAUUGGUGGCUUAUAGCAGAUGUGUUUUAUUUUAGAUGCAGUCCCCAGAAGAAGGCAAAGUCCAUCUGGUGAACGCCCUAACAUGUCAGAGAGAAUCAACACUUUGCCUAAGCUGAAUGUUGUAUUGUGUGGAAAUGACAGCAGAUUAAAAUCUUUCAUAUUAAACCUGAUCCUGAAUCAGAGUAAGAGAAGAUCAGAGCCAGAAGAUGAAGAGAUGAGAAGCUCAGAUUGUGUGAGGUUAAAUGGUGAAGUGUGUGGACAUCUGAUGACUCUGGUGAAGCUUCCAGCUCUGUUUAACCCUCGACUCUCAGAUGAAGAAAUAAUGCGUCAGGCUCUUAGCUGUGUGUCUCUCUGUGAUCCUGGAGUUCAUGUGUUUCUCUUCAUUAUUGAUGAUGACCCUACUGAAAAAUCCAGCUAA